AUUGUAUUUCUUCUAGAACUUCAAGAUAACAAGGAAAAAAGCUUUCUAGACUUAUUGAUACUGCUAUCAGGGGAUGAAAAAGGUUACAGUAACGAAGAGCUGCGAGAAGAAGUAUUAACUUUGAUAAUAGCAGGUACCGACACGUCAGCUGUUGGCAUCGGGAACACGCUCAAGUUAUUGGCAAAAUAUCCUGGAGUGCAGGAAAAGCUUUAUUCUGAACUACAAGACGUAUUUGGUGUUUCCAACAGGCCACUAGUGAAAGAUGAUUUGCCAAAGUUGAAAUACUUGGAGAGAGUAAUUAAAGAAACUUUACGUUUGUUUCCGCCUGUUCCACUUAUAGCAAGAAAAGUUUUAAAAGAAACUAAGUUGCCUUCUGGUCAUAUCCUUCCCGUCGGAUCAGGUGUGGUGGUAUCCAUUUGGGGAGUCCACAGACACCCGAAGUAUUGGGGACCAGAUGCUGAUAAGUUUGAUCCGGAUAGAUUUCUCCCGGAAAGGUUUCAAUUAAGCAACCCAUGCGCUUAUAUGCCCUUCAGUAACGGACCACGAAAUUGUUUAGGAUACCAAUACGCGUUGAUGUCGAUGAAAACAGCUGUUGCUCAAAUACUCAGGUCCUACAGGGUUGUGGGUGAUGAGGAGUCGAGUCCAAAUCCACAAAUGAGAGUCAAAUUUAGCAUAAUGAUGAAGGCUGCCGACAAUUAUUCAAUUAGCUUAGAAAAAAGAAAGCGGUGAUAUAAUGUAUAUAGGCAAGGAUUUUAUUGUUGCCUGCUUCGAAUUCAACAGGAUAAAU
Molecule: messenger RNA, 787 nt
Organism: Leptidea sinapis
Lineage: Eukaryota; Metazoa; Arthropoda; Insecta; Lepidoptera; Pieridae
Product: cytochrome P450 4V2-like
Exons: 4
Molecular function (GO): oxidoreductase activity, acting on paired donors, with incorporation or reduction of molecular oxygen; iron ion binding; heme binding
Source: RefSeq, a predicted model, not a curated record